This is a messenger RNA of Mercenaria mercenaria, 1323 nucleotides long. Its product is annotated as antistasin-like. The transcript is spliced from 6 exons. Bases 183 to 1004 code for a protein of 273 amino acids. Gene Ontology annotation, molecular function: serine-type endopeptidase inhibitor activity. Lineage: Eukaryota; Metazoa; Mollusca; Bivalvia; Venerida; Veneridae. The record is from RefSeq and is a predicted model, not a curated record.
GUCGUGAGCUUUCACUUUACACACCUCUCAUUCUGAAAACAUUAAUUGUCUUGUUGACGACUAAAUAAAUUUCAUCAACUUAGAUGUGUAAAGUUUUAUAAAGUGUUGGUUUAAAGACGUUCUGGCCAAACAUGGAUUAGUUUGUGAAAUGAAAUAGACUUGAAUAACACUAAUUUGCAAUAAUGUCACCUGUGGGACUUAUUUGUUUCUUCAUUUUCUACUUUUUGGUAGAGGUAUCAAGUCAGUUCUAUUACCCCUACGGUAAUGGCUGUCCUCCGUUUAUGUGCCCAUUACAGUGCAAAAAUGGGUACGUCCUAGAUAGUCAUGGAUGUAAAAUAUGUCGGUGUUCAACAACAGGGGAUGCUGCAAUGAGUAACGGUCCAAUGAAUCCGGGUGGUGACCCAUUUCACCAAGGCGGAGUUCCGAUGUCAAUGGGCGGAGUUAUAAACAAUAGUCCCUCCUCGUCUACGUACAAUAAACCAUGCGUUAAUGGCACCACGUGUGAUCUGAAAUGUGAAAACGGAUUUUAUAAUGGACCGAAUGGAUGUCAGUUUUGCCUCUGUGCAGCAUCUCAAACAUCAAAUCAACUGUCUGAAAGCUACAACAAUCCGUGCCCUGAUGCGGCCGCCACUUGUGAUAUGGUGUGCAUGGACGGAUAUCAAACUGAAAGUUCUGGCUGUCAACAUUGCAGAUGUGCAGUUGCACACAACUCAGAAGCGACAUCGCCUGCACCACCCGUCACAACAACACUUUCUGAAGGAGAAUGCAUGCAGAGGAUCACAGAAUGUCAACUGAAAUAUCCCUUUGGAUUCAUGACAGAUGACUCUUGUACGAUGUGCAUAAGCAAAGAUGACAUAUACCCGCCAAUAAUAACGGAAGAGCAUCAACCCAUGAUUCGGCUGAGCAAUCCUUGCAUCCAAGGCUUUGAUGUUUGCAGAAUAUUCUGUGCAACCGGAUAUCGUAGAGGGCCAAGAUCAUGCCAAUAUUGUGCAUGUAAUGGAUAAAUAAAACAUUUUCCAAUUUAAUGGAUAGAUAAAACGUUUACCAAUGUAAUGGAUAUUUAGAACGUGUUUUAAUGGAUAAAUAAAACGUUUCUUAAUGCAAUGGAUAUAUAAAACAUUUCUCAAUGUAACUUGUAAAUAUAACUUUUUUCAAAGGAUAAAUAAAACAUUUUGUAUCAUAAUAUGCUAACUUAUUAAGCAGAUACAGCCGUUGGGAAAGACGUAAUGUUUUCCUAAAAAUCAUAAAAGAAUAUUCAGUGAAAUCAAUAAAAAGUUAAAAACAUAAUCCAUGUGAAUGAUGUUUAGGGCUUAUUUAUUUGUU